AUGCUAUAAGUAAGAGCAGAAUUAGAGCUAGAUACCAAGGAAAAUAAAUAUAUCAAGAAUCUUGAAGAUUUCUAUGUACAAAAGUAGUAGCGAAAGAAUUUCGUUAGAUAGAAAAAUGAGGUCUUAAAUGAGAUUGAAAGAACUGACUUAGACUUUAAGCUUAGAGAUCAGCUAAUCAAAACUAAAGAUCCUCUAUUCGAAAUUCAAAAGCCAAAUAAAAAUAUAUCUCUUCAACUGAAUCCAUACAAAGUUAAAAAAUAAGAACUACAGCUUUAGGAUGUAAACUAUAUCUUAGCAUGCAGUGAUGCGAUGAAUAUUUUCACUCUGAGAAAUGGCACUGAGCUCUAAAAUAUAAUCAAUGGAACUUCUAAACAGUUCGAGGAAAAUUUCAAAGUUACUUAUAUUUUAGCAGAAAAAUAGUAUGUCUGUGUAUUUGGAUUUAUAUAAAGAGAAAAAAGAGUUUUAAGAGUAUUCUACGUCAAUAAAUUAACUGAAACUUUUGAUCUUAGCUUAGAUUAUACUGAGACAGAUAUAUUGGUCAAGUAAGUGAAAUUCGCUAUCUUUCAUAAUGAAAAAGAACUUGGGAAUGUAUUAAUUUGUGUCGGCAAAAAAGGAUUACUCUAGAUAAUUUAAUUAGCAAACUAUUAAUGGAAUAAUUAAGUACUAGUUCAAAAUGAGAUAAACAUCUAAUCUAAAGUAAUUACAAAUCUAAUACCCCCAGAGGAUGGACUUGCCAUUAUUCAAUUGUGCUACAAUAGAAACAGUAAAGAUUAUUCAUUGAAGGAUUAAGAUUAUCUGAGAUCAGAAAAUAUUAAGGAUGUUUAUGAAAAUGGAAUAAUAGUCCAAAAGUUGAUUGUAUUCAAAGCAAUGGAAAUAGAUAAAAACAUUUUUAUGCUUUUGAUUCGAAAGAAUAGUAUAGACCUUAUCUACCUUUAUGCUCUCGAUAAGGAUUAAAUAAUUAUGAAAUUUAAAGACAAAAAUGAGCUAAGCAUUCUUGGUCUUGAAAAAUUGGCUGGUUUUGACUUUGUAAAAUUCCCAUAUAUAAUAAUGCUUUAAUCGAACUUGGUUAAAGUCUUUAGUCUUAGAAAAAAUAAUAAGGACAAUUACUAUGAGAUAAAAAUAAUACUUUAAGAGAAGAUAAUUUAAGAUAGGUUACAUUAAGUGAAGGAUUAAACUUUGAAUGCAAAUAUUAACUAAAAUUUAAAUUAUAAUAACAAUCGACUGAUCUCCUUUGUCAGAAAGGAUCGCUAGCAUAAGCCUGAGAUAUGGUUUAUAAGAUACGAUAAUAUUAAAGAAAAAGAACUUUAAAGUAAUGAAUACCCAAAAUAAAUAAUGAAAAUUAUCAUUGAUAAAAUCUAUAUUUGA
Molecule: messenger RNA, 1365 nt
Organism: Stylonychia lemnae
Lineage: Eukaryota; Ciliophora; Spirotrichea; Sporadotrichida; Oxytrichidae
Source: the annotation of a GenBank genome assembly